AAUUGUGGAUUCUGAACUUUACGGCCCCGCAGCACAAGCCAAAUCUCAGCAUCUCAAGGAAAUCAACUGGUUCCAGGUCAAAAACCACCUUGUCCCAGUGGGCACGUGGGGCUUUAUCGGGUCAUCUCUGGCUGCACCAGUGGGUGUGGGUCCCACAGCGCACGGACAUCUGUAACCAGGAUGAUCCGGUACCUUCUCCAUCUCGACUUCAAAAACGUCUCACUCCGGCCAGUUGCCUAACAAGCAGCAGCCAAGGUAGCGGCCCUGAGAACACGGGGUUUGUGAGGGGGUCUGUAGAGCCCGUGGGGACCGGGCGGUGCGCUAGUCACCCGUUAGGGCCGAUUCGCGUCGCCGCCGUGACCCGUGCGAGUCUCCGUAGGUCCCCCGUGCGGGCCGCCGUAGCAGCGCGCUCCCAAGAUGGCCUCCUGGUUCCGCUCACUGUGGCGCCCUCUCUGAGGCCCCGCAGCCGCCGGGUGUACUCUUGCGUUCCCGUGAUAGUUCGGCCUCGAGGCCGGGAGCUGAGGGCCGACUACCCUGCGCGCGUCCGGCUCCGAGGCGGGGCGUUCCGCCGUUUCCGGGGAUGGGCCCCGCGCCACCCAGCUCCGCCCCCCUCGGGCGGGUGCUCCCCCGCGUCCCCGCCUGCCAGUCCGCCCGGCUGGGCUGGCCGCAGAGCCGGCCUGGGCAGCCGCCCCGGGAGCUCUGAACCCGGAGGCGUCCAGAGGCAUUGGCCCGCGACAGGGCCGGGGCGCAGUGGCGGUACCAUCAUGUUCUCCCUGAAGCCGCCCAGACCCACCUUCAAGUCCUAUCUCCUGCCGCCGCCCCAGACUGACGAUAAGAUCAAUUCGGAACCGAAGAUUAAAAAACUGGAGCCAGUCCUUCUGCCAGGAGAAAUUGUUGUAAAUGAAGUAAAUUUUGUGAGAAAAUGCAUUGCAACAGACACGAGCCAGUACGAUUUGUGGGGAAAGCUGAUAUGCAGUAACUUCAGAAUCUCCUUUAUUACAGAUGAUCCAAUGCCAUUGCAGAAAUUCCAUUACAGAAACCUUCUUCUUGGAGAACAUGAUGUCCCUUUAACGUGUAUUGAGCAAAUUGUCACAGUAAAUGACCACAAGAGGAAGCAGAAAGUUCUAGGCCCCAACCAGAAGCUGAAAUUUAAUCCAACAGAACUAAUUAUUUAUUGUAAAGAUUUCAGAACUGUCAGAUUUCACUUUGAUGAAUCAGGUCCUGAAAGUGCCAAAAAGGUAUGCCUUGCAAUAGCUCAUUAUUCCCAGCCAACAGACCUCCAGCUACUCUUUGCAUUUGAAUAUGUUGGGAAAAAAUACCACAAUCCAGCCAACAAAAUUAAUGGAAUGCCUUCAGGAGGUGGAGGAGGAGGCAGGAGUGGAGCUGGUAGUGGCAACAGCCAGAGGACUCCACUGUUCGAAACUUACUCAGAUUGGGACAGAGAGAUCAAGAGGACAGGAGCUUCUGGGUGGAGAGUUUGUUCUAUCAACGAGGGCUACAUGAUAUCUACUUGCCUUCCAGAAUACUUUGUAGUGCCAAGUUCUUUAGCAGAUCAAGACCUGAAGAUCUUUUCCCAUUCUUUUGUUGGAAGAAGGAUGCCACUAUGGUGCUGGAGCCACUUGAAUGGCAGUGCUCUCGUACGAAUGGCCCUCAUCAAAGAUGUGCUGCAGCAGAGGAAAAUCGACCAGAGGAUUUGUAAUGCAAUAACUAAAAGUCACCCACAGAGGAAUGAUGUUUACAAAUCAGAUUUGGAUAAGACCUUGCCCAAUAUUCAAGAAAUACAGGCAGCAUUUGUAAAACUUAAGCAACUCUGUGUAAACGAGCCUUUUGAAGAAACUGAAGAGAAAUGGUUAUCUUCACUGGAGAGUACUCGGUGGCUGGAAUAUGUCAGGGCUUUCCUCAAACAUUCAGCAGAACUUGUAUACAUGCUAGAAAGCAAACAUCUCUCUGUAGUCCUGCAAGAGGAGGAGGGAAGAGACUUGAGUUGUCUGGUGGCUUCUCUUAUUCAAGUGAUGAUGGAUCCAUAUUUCAGGACAAUUACUGGAUUUCAGAGUCUGGUACAGAAGGAGUGGGUCAUGGCAGGAUAUCAGUUCCUAGACAGAUGCAACCACUUGAAGAGAUCAGAGAAAGAGUCUCCUUUAUUCUUGCUAUUCUUGGAUACCACGUGGCAGCUGUUAGAGCAAUAUCCAGCUGCCUUUGAAUUCUCAGAGACCUACUUAGCAGUGCUAUGCGACAGUACCCGGAUCUCACUGUUCGGUACCUUUCUGUUCAACUCACCUCAUCAGCGGGUAAAGCAAAGCACGGAGUUCGCUAUAAGCAAAAAUAUUCAGUUGGGUGAUGAAAAGGGCUUGAAAUUCCCCUCGGUUUGGGACUGGUCUCUUCAGUUCACAGCGAAGGAUCGCACCCUCUUCCACAACCCCUUCUACAUUGGAAAGAGCACGCCUUGUGUACAGAAUGGCUCCAGGAAGUCUUUGAAGCGCACAAAGAAAAGCUACAGUUCCACACUGAGAGGAAUGCCAUCAUCGGUGAAGAAUGGAAUCAUCGGUGACCAAGAAUUGUUCCCUCGCAGAAACUCAUUGAUACUGAAACUAAAGUCAGACCCACUUCAGCAUACUGACAGCCAGAACAGUGAUGUGGAGCAAUAUUUUAGAGAGUGGUUUUCCAAAUCACCCAACCUACAUGGUGUUAUCCUGCCACGUCUCUCUGGAACUCACAUAAAACUGUGGAAAUUGUGCUACUUCCGCUGGGUCCCUGAAGCACAGAUCAACCUUGGGGGCUCCAUCAUGGCUUUCCACAAGCUCUCCAUCCUGGCUGAUGAGGUGGACAUGUUGGGCAGGAUGCUGCGGCAGCAGCGAAGUGGUCCCUUGGAAGCUUGCUAUGCAGAGCUGGACCAGAGCAGGAUGUACUUCAGAGCCAGUGGCCCUCAUGACACCCUGGGGACACCAGAGUUUCUCUCCUCAUCAUUUCCGUUUUCUCCUGUAGGAAAUCUAUGCAGACGAAGCAUUUUAGGAACGCCAUUAAGCAAAUUUUUAAGUGGGGCCAAAAUAUGGUUAUCUACUGAGACACUAGCAAAUGAAGACUAAACUAAGGUAUUUUCUGAACAUGUAGAGAAAAGCUGUAAAUUUUCCCCUCGGAAUUGAAAUUGUUCACCUAUGCAUUUAAAACUGAUAAUUUUUAUAUGUAAGAAAUUUGCACUAAUAUUUAAAACAUGUUGAAUCAUGUGCCCUUCAGUUAUUCUCAGACCAAUGUAAUUUUUGGUUUUCAGGUCUGGCUCAUUUUGGGUCAUUUGCAGCACACAUUCCCCCAUUGUUAGAACUGUGAUCACACUAGUCAGGUUUCUCUGCUGUCUUAAUUUUGCCCAUAUCCAUUUUUUCCUACUACCUACUAAAGAUUAUCUGAUACUCAGAUUACAACCCAAAGAAGGUGAAUAGGAAAGCUAAUAAUUACUAUUUAAUACAUUUUCAGGAACAUCUGACGAAACUGCCAGCAAGCUUCAGUGGUGUUCUUAUAUUCUUUAUCCCUUUCCGUCAUCUCUAGUUGAACUUAGCUGAUGAGGGUUCAUGUUCCAAGGCUACAAUGUAUUUUAGUUCAACUUGUUUAGGACUUUAGAUCACUGUGUUUCAAAAUCAUGAGUUUGCUUUGAAUAUCAUAGAACUAACUUUAAAAUCAUAUGCACUGUAACUUUAAAGCAGUCACUGUAGCUAACUAAACCUAGAAGUGCCUUUGACAUUGAGAUAUGAAUAACAAAGAAGAUGGGAAUAACAGGAAAAUAUACUUUCACAUUUUAAAAUUAGGGCAUUAGAAUCCUACUGCAUAUUGGAAAUAUAUCCCCAUCCCCACCCCCUCCACCAAAGCUUCAUAUAAAUAGCCAGGAGUCUUACAGAGACAUUUUUGUGCCUCUCAGAGAGUCACCUAGUAGCCUGUGGAAUGUGAUCCUGAGAGGCUCUUAGGCCACCCGGGCAUCAGAUACACAGCCCCAGCUUUGGCCAAGGGUGCUAGGGCUAUGGACAGGAGCAUGCCACACUGACAACAGGCUGUUGGGACUCUCUAGCCUCCCCACCAGCAUUCCAGCUGGGAUGCUGAUGUUGCCGACACUUAGAAAUAACUGGUCGGGGGCUCACAAGAUGGGCACUUGCACAGAAUAGAGAGCAAGAAAAAGAGGACUUCUCAAAAUACUGCCGUUUUAACAGAGAAGUUCCCCUCUUGACUGGCAGCAACACUAAGAGGAGUCUGGGAAGCUUUCAGGGGCAUGUUCAUCGGAAGCCCUCUCCAAUCCGGGUAAGAACCUGGCUGGCUUUGCAA
Nannospalax galili (Upper Galilee mountains blind mole rat) is the source of this 4302-nucleotide messenger RNA. RefSeq names its product myotubularin related protein 10 (gene Mtmr10). The coding region runs from base 765 to 3083 and encodes 772 amino acids. The transcript is spliced from 16 exons. Lineage: Eukaryota; Metazoa; Chordata; Mammalia; Rodentia; Spalacidae. The record is from RefSeq and is a predicted model, not a curated record.